AUGAUAACUUUAAGUAUUUUUACAUGCAUUUUUUUAAAUUGGCUGACUCCUGGAUUAACGAAGAGCGAAAUAGAAUCUGAAAGUUUUGAAUGGGACCGUAACGAUCGUUCAUUUGACUGUAUAGUUGGAAUAGAAGUACAUAAAAAAAGAGUGGGGCAAGGUGUUAUUGUCAACCUCCGAACUAUAGUAACAUCAGCUAACCCUUUGAAUGCAUACAUAAAUAACAAGAAUCCAGUAAAAGUAUUUUCUGUGGAGAAAAAAACAUUUAAUAAUUCAGUUGAUUAUCCUAUAGAUUCCAUUAAAGGUAAUCAGGUAAAAAGAGAAAGUGUUUGGAUCCAAAUUGGCGAAGACCGUACUAAUUCACCCAUUCAUGAUAUAGUACUGAUUAUUCUCAGCAAUAAUGUAUCUGAGGCUCAUAAAAUCGCAACAUUUCCUUUUUCUGAUGAACUAUUUGAAGCUCCUUUGCCCGAUAGCGGAUGGAUUGUUUCUGGGUUUGGAUAUGCUGACAUACAACAUAUUAAGAAUCAUAGAAUUUUGGAGAUAUCGAUUCUACCUGGUAAGCUUUUAGAUUGUGAUGAAUGGUUUCCACGUGACUGGGGUCAUUUUAUAUGUAUUGAUAACGAGGAAAAUCUGCCUGGAGUGCCAUCUGGCGGGCCUUUAUUUCACAUUGAUCACGGCAAAACUUUAUUCGGUGUCGGAUGUUUUUCAUUGAGAAAGGGCAAUGAGAGUAUUCUAGUAUUUACAAAUCUUAAAUUAUAUAGAUUUGGAUUACGAGGGUAUUUUUUUAAUCCUACGGAGGGCCCUAAAAAGAAAGAGGAGACUACGACUAUGCCAAAUAAUAAGUUAAAUAUUACAAAAGGUGAUAUAGUAUUGUAA
Molecule: messenger RNA, 876 nt
Organism: Pieris macdunnoughi
Lineage: Eukaryota; Metazoa; Arthropoda; Insecta; Lepidoptera; Pieridae
Source: the annotation of a GenBank genome assembly